This is a messenger RNA of Hyaena hyaena (striped hyena), 1373 nucleotides long. RefSeq names its product T-cell-specific guanine nucleotide triphosphate-binding protein 2-like. The transcript has a single exon. Gene Ontology annotation, cellular component: endoplasmic reticulum membrane. Gene Ontology annotation, molecular function: GTPase activity; GTP binding. The record is from RefSeq and is a predicted model, not a curated record. The coding region runs from base 29 to 1321 and encodes 430 amino acids. Gene Ontology annotation, biological process: defense response; cellular response to interferon-beta. Lineage: Eukaryota; Metazoa; Chordata; Mammalia; Carnivora; Hyaenidae.
UUUUCCACAGACAUUCCAGUUAACUGGCAUGGAUCAGUUAAUAACAGACUUCAUAAUAGGAAAUAAUUGGCAGCAAUUGGCCAUCAAGUUGGUUCCUCACUACACGCAAAUAGUAAGUAAGGCAGGGGGGAUUGUCUCUCCAGAAAACCUUGGUAGAAUUCAAAGAGCCCUUAAAGAGGCCAACCUAAAGGAUGUGGCUGACAUAAUUGAGGAAUCACUUGUGGCAGCAGAGAACGCUUCCCUGGAUGUGGCUGUUAUUGGGGAAUCCGGGACUGGGAAGUCAAGUUUCAUCAAUGCACUGCGAGGGCUUAGUUAUGAAGAGGAGGACUCUGCGAGUGUUGGAGUUGUAGAGACCACCAUGAAGAAAACCCCCUAUCAGCAUCCAAAAUAUCCCAAUGUGACCUUCUGGGACCUGCCUGGAACUGGAACACCCAAUUUCCAUCCAAAUGCAUAUCUAGAAAUGGUGGAAUUUGCCACCUAUGACUUCUUCAUCGUGAUUUCUUCCUCACGGUUUAACCUCAAUGAUGCUUUGCUGGCCCAAAAUAUCAAGGAGAUAGGCAAGAAGUUCUACUUUGUUAGAACUAAAGUGGAUGAUGAUUUGUAUAAUGAAGAGAAAUGCAAACCCAAGACCUUCCAAAGAGACGGAGUUCUUCAGAAGAUACGAGACAACUGCCUGGCUAAUCUCAGCCACAUUGGAGUGGCUGAGCCACGCAUUUUCUUGGUCUCCAACUUUGACCUGGAUGACUUUGAUUUCCCAAAACUGGAGGAGACACUGCUGAAUGAGCUCCCUGUUCACAAGCGCUACACCUUUGUGCUCCUGUUGCCCAAUAUGUCUGAUGCUUUCAUUGAGAUGAAGAGAGCUUUCUUCAAGGAGAAGAUCUGGCUGAAUGCCCUGAAAUCAUCUGCUUUGAGCUUCAUCCCCUUAGUGGCCUGCUUUAAUGACUUUGAUUUUGUCGAGCAGGAGAAGUGCUUAAACCAAUACCAAAGCCAUUUUGGUUUGGAUGAGAAGUCAGUCAAAGGGAUUGCAGAGAAGCUGGGCAUGUCUUUGGAGGAGAUCAAGAGUUUCACCAAGUCCUUGAAUUUCUGGUUAUUUGUGAAGGAUGACAGCAUAGCAGCCAAAGCCAUGAAGUGUGCUGAAAGCUAUUGCUCAAUAAAUGGAGGUCUCCCAUCCACUAUCUUCCAGUUUUUUAAAAUCUACUUUCUGCAUUUGAAAUUCAUAGAUGCAGUGGCUGAGGAUGCUAAAAUUCUCUUGCAUAAGACUUCAGAGAGCUUAAGUCUAAGAAGAUGUCACAGAGAUGGGUCGAAGUGCCUAACUGAAUAAAAACUGGGCCUUGGGUCUUAUGUUCUAUAGGUUGGGGUGGGGUCCUCUGCCC